CGUGACGCGCGUGCACGAGCUGAUUAGGCGGCGUCUACCGGAAGUAGAGUGUAGCAGCAGGCAGCGCAUACUUCUUUACAUACUUGCUGGCAUACUUCUUUACAUACUUGCUGGCGUACUUGCCUCCUCCUUCUCAUACUUGCUGCACUACUUUGUGGAAGUGUGCCGGAGUGAAACAUGGCGGCAGAGCAGAGCGCGGCGAGGACGCAAAGGAAGAAGUGGAAGAGCAGCAGUGAAAAGUCCAAGGUCAACAUGAGUCAGCAGGAAGUACAAACACAUCUGGCAGUUCCUUUUAGAGGUGACAUCACAGGUGGUUUGCAUCCUGGCAAGAAAGUUGUCAUCUUUGCUGUGUUGGACUCUCAUCCUGACAGGUUCUACAUGGCCCUGACGUGCGGCUGCGGGACCAUCAGGGAGCCCCCGCCCGACGUGGCCUUGGAGCUCUGCGUCCGCUUCAAGGAGCGCCAGGUGCUGCGGCGGGCGUGCGUGAAGGGGGGGUGGGGGGCCGCCGACUGCGCCGUCCCUUUCUUCCCGUUCAUCCAGGGCCAGCCCUUCAAGAUGGAGGUGCAGUGCCAACACGCUGGCUUCCUCGUCUUCCUGGACGGUCAGCGGCUCUUCCACUUCCACCACCGGGUGGCGCCGCUGCACCUGGUGGACACGCUGUGGGUCAGGGGCAGCGUGGCCAUCAGCAAACUGGCCUGAGGGGGCGCCGCUGAGUGCACGUGCCAAGUGGACUCGCUCUGGGUCCUUCAAAGUGAAUUUAUUGAUAUUUUAGAUGUAAGUCUUCAUCGAAAGUCUUGCACUAUUAUUUUGGAGUUCUUCUUGUUGGACACCUGUGUUUAGCCCCGCCCACUUUCUGGAGGUUCCCACACAAUGGACACGCCUCUAAUCUUUUUAUUAUUGUACCAUAUAAACUAGUGAACUACACAGAUAUUGUACCAUAAAAACUAGUGUACUACACUGAGACUACCGCGUAAACUAGUGUACCACACUGAAAUUGUACCAUAUAAACUAGUGUACUACACUGAAAUUGUACCAUGUAAACUAGUAUACUACCCUGAUAUUGUACCAUAAAAACUAGUGUACUACACUUAAAUUGUACAUUAUAAACUAGUGUACUACACCGAGACUGUACCGCAUAAACUAGUGUACUACACUGAAAUUGUACCAUAAAAACUAGUAUACUACACUGAGAUUGUACCAUUAAAAACUAGUGUACUACACUGAAAUUGUACCAUAAAAACUAGUAUACUACACUGAGAUUGUACCAUUAAAAACUAGUGUACUACACAGAAAUUGUACCAUAAAAACUAGAGUACUACACUGAAAUUUUACAGUAUAAACUAGUGUACUACACUGAGCCUGUACCGCAUAAACUAGUGUACUACACUGAAAUUGUACCAUAUAAACUACAGUGUACUACACUGAGACUGUACCAUAUAAACUAGUGUACUACACUGAAAUUGUACCAUAUAAACUAGUGUACUACACUAAGACUGUAACAUAAAAAACUAGUGUACUACAAUGAGACUGUACCGUAUAAACUAUAGUGUACUACACUGAGACUGUACCAUAUAAACCAGUGUACUACACUAAGACUGUACCAUAAAAAACUAGUGUACUACAAUGAGACUGUACCGUAUAAACUAUAGUGUACUACACUGAGACUGUACCAUAUAAACUAGUGUACUACACUGAGACUACCAUAUAAAUGAGUGUAUUACACUGAAAUUGUACCAUAUAAACUAGUGUACUAAACUGAGACUGUACCAUAAAAAGUAGUGUAUUUUAUUAAAAUGUUUAAUAUCAUGAUUACAAUUUUUGUAAAUAUACAAUAAUGAUAUCCUGCUUGUAAUGUUUUGUAAAAGAUCAUGUAUGACAGUUUAUUUCAUAAUUACGACAUUUGUUGCUACAGUUGUGUUAAAAACCCGGAAAGGGUGGGAAUUAAAUAAACUCUGCUUCUUCCUACAUGCUAGAAUGUGAUUGUAAACAUGGUCAAAAUAUCACAAUGUUAUUAUUUUAUUUCAUUGUUGUUGUUUCUUUUUCUUCUUCUCCUCCUUUUAACAUGUCCCAAAUGAAUAUUUUGCAAUACAACAUUUUCACAAUA
This is a messenger RNA of Nerophis ophidion (straightnose pipefish), 2104 nucleotides long. RefSeq names its product galectin-related protein-like. The record is from RefSeq and is a predicted model, not a curated record. Bases 178 to 699 code for a protein of 173 amino acids. Lineage: Eukaryota; Metazoa; Chordata; Actinopteri; Syngnathiformes; Syngnathidae. Gene Ontology annotation, molecular function: carbohydrate binding. The transcript has 5 exons.